Messenger RNA from Leptopilina boulardi, 2380 nucleotides. RefSeq lists its product as uncharacterized. The record is from RefSeq and is a predicted model, not a curated record. Lineage: Eukaryota; Metazoa; Arthropoda; Insecta; Hymenoptera; Figitidae. The transcript has a single exon. The coding region runs from base 1 to 2268 and encodes 755 amino acids.
AUGGAAAAAGCUUUUAAAAAGCAACCACCAAAAAAAUUUGGAGUUUCUUCACGCCGUUUUCGAAAAAUUGUUAAAGAACGCUCGGUAGAGGAUGCCAAGCUUUUACAAUCGCAAACGAUAAAAUCAUCAGCAGCGAGCAAGACCAGUGAUGUAGAAAAUUGUGAUAUCCCGUCUGCUUCAUCUAAUUUCGAUUUGCCUACCUGUAGUGAUAAUAAAUAUUUAUCAAAUGUGGGUGAUGAUGGUGAGAUUGAUUUACAUUUGGCGUCAUCAUUAAUUGCAUGCCCUAUAGAAAACGAGCCAUUAGAAAUGCAUCCCAAUGUGAGUGAUGAUUUUAUUUUAAAUUUUGAUUCUCACGGCAAUGAGAUUCUUGAUAGUGAUAAAGAAAACACGUGUAAUGAAGACCUGAGACAGACAGACAGUGAUCUCGAAGAAGACGACUCUGAAUUUGCAGAAUUUUCUCAUGCUGAUGAGACGUAUGUGAAGAGCAGUACUUUUGCAAUGAACCUCCGUGAGUGGGCAUUAAAGUUUCACAUAACUUUAAUUGCCCUUACAGCAUUGUUAUUGUUGCUGAGAGUUUUCGAUACAAGUUUACCUCUAGAUGCGCGAACCUUGUUAGGUACACUCCGAAAAACCGAAACUAUCGAAAUGUGUGGCGGCCAGUACUACCACUUUGGUUUGAAAAGAGCUGUAGAAAACAUUCUUAAUGAAAGGAGACGUAAAGGUUUGCAGGAUCAAAAUAUAAAAUUGAUGUUCAAUGUAGAUGGUGUUCCCAUUUCCAAAAGCGGAUCCAAUUUUUUCUGGCUCAUCUUAUGCUCCGAAAUCAACUCUGAGACUGUGUAUCCUGUAGGGGCUUUUUAUGGGACGAAAAAACCGGUAGAUGCAAAUGAAUUCCUGGAGUCAUUUGUUCAAGAAGCAGUCAAAGUUUGUGAGAAGGGAGUGCAAAAUCAUAAGGUAACAAUAGAAGCCCUAAUUUGUGACGCUCCAGCGAAGUCGUUUGUUUUAUAUUUAAAAGGGCAUACUGGUUACGAUUGUUGCCCCAAAUGCCUAAUAGGAGGAGAAUGUUAUAGACCGCCACCAAAGACUAAAGGGAAAAAAAAGAAAGGAAGAGUAUGUUUUCCUGGCAUAGGACCGUUUUUGCCGAAAACUGAUGAGGGUUUUAAACGCAACGAAUAUAAUAAUUUCGAAGAAGAUGUUGAGAUAGUUUUAACGAAACUUCCUAGGUUUGGGUGCGUUAGUUCUAUUCCACUGGAUUAUAUGCACUUAAUUUUACUUGGGGUCAUGAAGAAACUAAUUUUUCUUUGGGUUCACGGUAAUUCGAAAGUGAAAAUUCCUUCAGAUGUGAUACAGAGAAUAUCAAAAAGACUUCUUUUAUUGCGGAAUACAAUCCCCGAUGAGUUCAACAGAAGACCAAGGACACUAUGGGAAUACAAAUUCUGGAAGGCUACCGAAUUCCGUACGUUUUUAUUAUAUGCAGGCGUCAUUGUACUAAAAAAUUUGGAAGGAUUUCCCAGCAAACUAUAUUCUCACUUUUUGUUACUACAUACAGCAGUAACCAUCUUAAUAAGUGAAACACAUAUUCGCGAUACGAGGAACAUUGAUUUUGCACAUGAAACGUUACAGUUGUUCGUGAAAGACUUUGAAACACUUUAUGGAAAAGAGUUCAUUUCCUAUAAUGUGCACAAUUUGUUGCACAUUUGUGAAGACGUCAAACGAUUUGGAGUUUUAGACAAUUUUAGCGCUUUCAGAUUUGAAAAUUACAUGGGAACUGCAAAGAAGAUGAUAAGGAAAGGAGAUCAACCAUUACAACAACUUGCUCGAAGAUAUGCAGAGGUUGAAAAUGUUCAAAUACACUGUUCGGCGAUUGACAAGUUUAUUUUGGAACACCCUCAUAACAGCGGCCCUGUAAUUCAAGAUUGCAUAUCCAAUCUUCCUGAGCAAUAUAAAGUCUUUAAAAGCAGAGGAUUUACAAUAAAAUGUGAUAUGAAGAAUAGUUGUGUUAUGCUGAAGAACGGAACAUUUUUUAUGACAGAAAACGUAGGAAAAUUUGGGGGUCAAGAAAUUCGGUUAAUUGGUCAUAAGCUUUGUAGUAAAGGCAGCUUGUACGACGAGCCAGAUUCAAGGCUUCUAAACAUUCACAUGUUACUUGAAAAUAAUGUAGGCGAAAGGUAUUGUGUACCAUUAACAGAUGUCUUGUCAAAAGUAUGGAAAAUUCCAACAUCUAAAGGAAUUGUAGUAAUUCCAUUACUACACAGAAGAGAGCGCAAAUAGAUGAUUUCUGUAAUGUGUCAUUUUUUCAAUUGUUGCCUUUACAUUAAUCAAAUGUUUAAAAUUUAUUUUUACUUUCAUAACAUUAAAUUAAAUUAACUGUUAGCUUUUGAAU